Molecule: messenger RNA, 741 nt
Organism: Adineta steineri
Lineage: Eukaryota; Metazoa; Rotifera; Eurotatoria; Adinetida; Adinetidae
Source: the annotation of a GenBank genome assembly
AUGGAUCGAUUUUUAGAUGCAGGAACAAUUGCAACAGGAAGUGGUGGUAAUACACAACCACCAACAAAUGGUAAAAAACCAUCAACUAUUGCAGGAAUCAUUUCACCAGUUACAAAUCCGAUUAUAUCAGCUUCUUCUAGUGGAGGUAGUCGUUCUCGACCAGCAACUCAAAGUGGCGGUAGUAGUGCUAUCAAAGAAUCAGCAGAUAGUAAUAGUGCAACUAUUGACGAUCCUAUUGAUAUUGAACGAACUGAUCGAUUAAUUGCUAAAAAGACAACACCACCCGUUAUAAAAGUAGGAAAAAAUCUAACUUUAGAAAUAACAAAAGUAACAGAACAAUUAUUACAAGCUAUUGCAAAUAGUGAUUAUGAAAUGUAUAAGUCACUAUGCGAUCCAAAAAUAACUUGUUUUGAACCUGAAACUAUAGGAAAUCUUGUUGAAGGUCUUGAUUUUCAUAAAUUUUAUUUUGAUACAGUAUUAUCGGCUAAAGCAAGUAAACCAACAAUCAAUUGUACAAUGUUAACACCAGUUGUACAUACAUUAGGAGAUGAAUCAGCUUGUAUAGCUUAUGUUUUACUUCUUCAAUAUAUUGAUCGUCAUGGACAAGCACAAAGUGUUCGAACUGAAGAAACUCGUGUAUGGCAUAAGAAAGAUACUCGUUGGCAAUGUGUUCAUUUUCAUCGUUCCGGUAUGCCAGUUGCAGCAGCAAUAAAAUCAUCAUAUUCAAGUACAUUAUUAUAA